Messenger RNA from Pseudoliparis swirei, 1748 nucleotides. RefSeq names its product BCL2 like 12 (gene bcl2l12). Lineage: Eukaryota; Metazoa; Chordata; Actinopteri; Perciformes; Liparidae. The coding region runs from base 58 to 1131 and encodes 357 amino acids. The transcript has 8 exons. The record is from RefSeq and is a predicted model, not a curated record.
CGCGACACAAGCUAGCGGCGGUCUGGACGAAACUCGUCGCAACACACCAACAGAGGGAUGUCAGAGUCUGCAGGCCGCCCUUCCUCCGUCUCCUCCGUCUCCUCCAUCUCUCUGGUGGAGAUCAAGGCUGAGACUCAUUUAGUGAUCAAAGCCUUCCUCCAUCGAGCCCUCACCAUCCCCCCACAGGAGAGACCCGGUACAGUGGGAGGGGCCUACAAAGAGCACAGCAAGUACAGCUUCGAGCCGCAGGACGGCCGGGACUCUAAAUCCACAGACGUACAUUCAGCAGACGAGAAGAAGAUCGGCUUCAAGGACCUGAUCAGGCCCCUUCAGAACAGCCUGCGACGCUCCGCCCAGGACCCCAAAGGCUCAUUGGACAGAGACAGCAAGACGAGAGUCUCAAACCUCAGAGACCAAACAGAAGAUGGCGUCUCACUCGGCUCCUCGACAUCGGAUGACGAUGACGCCGAUAAGAAGCACCACAAACAGACGAAGCAGAAGAAGUUGAGGAAAAAGCUCUCCAGGUUUUUCAGGGGCAAGUUGGAGAAACAGGAGAAAGAGGAACGCGACGCUCCUCAGAGGCCCGUCACGUUGGCCAUCCGCAAAGACGUGGAGCCCACGCCGGCCCUCACCUCUCCCAACCACCCGCCGGAGUUCUACGAUGAAGUAGCAGAGAAGCUGGACAAGAUCGCCCAGAGGUCGACCAGUACGAAGCAGCUGAGUCCCAUAGCCCUGCCUUCAGCAGCCGCGGGGGAGAAGGAGGCCGUGGUGCAGCAGCUGGCUCAGUUGCUGUCUCUGGAGGGAGAUUCCAUCAACGUCAAGAUCCAGUCGGACCCCUUCCUGCGCUCCAGCCUGGCCAGACUGUCCUACGCCUCGUUCUCCAAGCUGCUGGACACGUUCCACAGCGGGCUGCUGGUGCCGGGCGCCCCGGCCCCGCUGCCCACGGCCAGCCCCACGCUGCGCCGCAUGGCCGUCACCAUGGAGGUGUCCCGCAGGAUCGUCACGGCAACCGGAGCCCAGCGCAUGCAGGGCUACGCAGAGUGCUACAUGGAGAGCUUCGCCCCCUGGGUCAAGAGCCAGGGGGGAUGGGAGAACGCGCUGCACCUGGAGGAGCCUCUCGAGUACGACUGAGGCGGGGCCCAGCGGGGGGUCUCGGUUCCAACCAAUCGGCGGUCGGCCCUGAGCUCCGGAUGACAUCGUGGAGCCGACGGCGGAGCCUCACCUGGACCGUGAAGCCGCUUCGGCUCGUCUCACUCUGGGCCUCGAGCAGCAGAAGACACCUCCACCAGGGGGACCGUUCUACCACUUUAACAAGAAGAAGAAGAAGGAGAAGAAGAAGAAGAAGCUGCAGAUCAAUUGGUUCAAAGUCCUGAGGAUCGAUGUCCUUUCGGAGCGACUUCCCUCUGGGUCACUCGGGAGGAUUUAAGUCUUUUAAACUGUUAUUUUGAUGUAAAUCUGGAGGAUAAUUAAAGUCAUCUCAGUGAGAUGGUUCCACUUGUUGCAGUUACACGUUCCCUGAAUGCAGAUCCCUGUGGGACGACCUCUUCAGUGGCAGGCCGUGGUGCCCUCAGGUCCACCAGGAGGAGAACCCAGUCCUGAGCCUCCUCCCACCACCAUGUGUGUGUGUGUGUUGGUCUCAUCGUCGUUGACGGCCGUUGGCUGCACAGAUCAACAGCUGUUUCAUGUUCUCUUGUUUACAUCAUCACGGUUCAACCUGAUUAAAGUUACGCAAUGUGAGGUCAUGAGAA